GCAGCAGUCAGGCCGGGACUGAGGGAGCCUGUAGGGUGGUUGCCUUCCCGCUCCCGGACGCACUGUUAGACGAAAGUCCCUGGCAUAAAGUUUGAGUGAGGCAGCUCCUUUACAUGAGUGGACACCCUUGAGGGCUGCUGCGGGUGACACAUCAGCCAUUGACCCAGGCAUGGACCCUUGAUUAGGACAGAAAGAAUGUCAAGUCGUCGUAUCACUCCGCCAUGUGACAGGCGGCAGCUUCCAUGGGGCAUGAGUGGCGUGGGCUCACCCACCGGUGAACUGCGGCCAAUGCGAUUACCAUUUCUUGAAGCUGACCCGCGGCUUCAAUCGAUGUGCGGAGGCUCGAUGCAGCAGCCUGUUCGACGGAGCGGUCCUCGGGCCAGACUGCUGCUGCCGCCGCCGCCGCCACAGCCGCCGCCGCCUCUGCCGCCGCCCGCCCCGCUCCACCUGCCCGCGCAGUCGGCCCUUGACGCUGUCGGGCCCACAGCAGCCGUUCUGAGCGGAGAUCGAUCGCGGACGAAAGACGGGCUAACACCUGGAAGGCAGCCCUUGCUUACAAUGUAUAGACCAAAAGUAAGCCUUAAAGACCGGCAACAACUUUACAAACUUAUUAUUAGUCAGCUGUUAUAUGAUGGUUAUAUCAACAUCGCUAAUGGUCUGAUAAAUGAAGUAAAGCCACAGUCUGUCUGUGCACCCUCUGAGCAACUGUUGCAUCUUAUUAAACUAGGAAUGGAAAAUGAUGAUAGUGCAGUUCAGUAUGCAAUUGGACGCUCUGAUACAGUAGCUCCUGGAACAGGAAUUGACUUGGAGUUCGAUGCAGAUGUACAGACUAUGUCCCCAGAAGCAUCUGAAUAUGAGACAUGUUAUGUCACAUCUCACAAAGGACCAUGUCGUGUAGCUACAUAUAGCAGAGAUGGGCAGUUAAUUGCUACAGGAUCAGCAGAUGCGUCAAUAAAAAUACUUGAUACCGAGAGAAUGUUGGCAAAAAGUGCUAUGCCUAUUGAGGUUAUGAUGAAUGAAACAGCUCAGCAGAACAUGGAGAACCAUCCCGUUAUUAGGACUCUUUACGAUCAUGUGGAUGAGGUGACAUGUUUAGCUUUUCAUCCAACUGAACAAAUCCUUGCAUCUGGAUCAAGAGACUACACACUUAAAUUAUUUGACUACUCAAAACCAUCUGCCAAGAGAGCUUUCAAAUAUAUUCAGGAAGCAGAAAUGCUGCGCUCUAUAUCUUUCCACCCUUCUGGAGAUUUCAUACUUGUUGGGACACAGCAUCCUACCCUGCGGCUAUAUGACGUUAAUACUUUCCAGUGCUUUGUAUCUUGCAAUCCUCAAGAUCAACAUACAGAUGCUAUAUGCUCAGUUAAUUACAAUGCAAGUGCUAACAUGUAUGUAACAGGCAGCAAAGAUGGAUGCAUCAAAUUAUGGGAUGGCGUUUCAAAUCGCUGUAUCACUACUUUUGAGAAGGCACAUGAUGGUGCUGAAGUCUGUUCUGCCAUUUUCUCUAAGAACUCCAAGUACAUUCUUUCAAGUGGAAAGGAUUCUGUGGCUAAACUAUGGGAGAUAUCAACAGGAAGGACAUUAGUCAAAUAUACAGGAGCUGGCCUGAGUGGACGCCAAGUUCAUAGGACACAGGCUGUUUUUAAUCACACAGAAGACUAUGUGCUACUUCCAGAUGAAAGGACCAUUAGCCUUUGCUGCUGGGAUUCACGAACAGCAGAGCGAAGAAAUCUUCUUUCCUUGGGCCAUAAUAGCAUAGUUCGCUGUAUUGUCCAUUCUCCUACAAAUCCUGGGUUUAUGACUUGCAGUGAUGACUAUAGAGCUCGAUUUUGGUACCGAAGGUCAACUACAGAUUAAAACUGCAAUUCUGAAAUACGUGCCCAAAUUUUAUUCCAUUUUCUUUUACAAAUAAGUCUGUUUUUAUUACGAUUAAUUUAAGAAGUUUGAAACUGAAUCAUCUGUAGGAAAAAAACAAGCCUACCUUAAUGGUAUUUUUAAAGUUGUGGUCAUAUAUUAAAAAAAACCUGAAGCUUAAUUUUUCUUUCUUAAGUGUACAAGUAUGCCCAUUUUUACUACUUAAAGUUGGUCUUUUGUUUUUGUGCUUUUAACAAAAUGUUUAAUAUUCUUGAUUUCCUUUGAUAUACAAGUAAUUGCCUAGUUCUGACUUGUAAUUUUGUACCAUGCUUUAAUGCUUUGUUAAUUAUUAUUUAGACAAUUUACACCUGGUAGCCUACAGUUCUCUUAUUAAAAUUGAUUCUUACA
Messenger RNA from Candoia aspera, 2259 nucleotides. It is a transcript of the gene CSTF1, whose product is annotated as cleavage stimulation factor subunit 1. Gene Ontology annotation, cellular component: mRNA cleavage stimulating factor complex. Bases 196 to 1854 code for a protein of 552 amino acids. Gene Ontology annotation, biological process: mRNA 3'-end processing. Gene Ontology annotation, molecular function: protein binding; RNA binding. The record is from RefSeq and is a predicted model, not a curated record. Lineage: Eukaryota; Metazoa; Chordata; Lepidosauria; Squamata; Candoiidae. The transcript is spliced from 8 exons.